Molecule: messenger RNA, 5255 nt
Organism: Anolis carolinensis (green anole)
Lineage: Eukaryota; Metazoa; Chordata; Lepidosauria; Squamata; Anolidae
Gene: ust
Product: uronyl 2-sulfotransferase
Exons: 8
Coding region: 405-1682 (425 amino acids)
Cellular component (GO): membrane
Molecular function (GO): sulfotransferase activity
Source: RefSeq, a predicted model, not a curated record
GGAGGAGGAGGAAGAGGCGGCGGCGAGGGCUGAGAGAGGCAAACAACUUUCUGCAGGCAGCGACCCGCCGCUCCAGAGCUGAAACCUGACCCGGGAGGAGCAGCCGGGAGGCAGGCAGGAGGCUCCCAAGGAGGGUGAGGGAGAGGGAGGGAGGGAGGGAGGAGGGGCAGCCCUCUUCCUCCUCCUCCUCCUCGUCGUCGUCGCCUUCUUCCAGGCGCCGGAUGGGCAGCGCGGAGCCGGCGACGGGCAGCGGCGCUUGAGCGGAGGCGAAGAAGUUUCCCGCGGCUCUGGGAGCGGAGCAGGCGGAUGGAGGAUGCGCUCUCCCCGGCGGGCUGUCUGAGCAGGAGGCGGCGGCGGAGAAGGCGGCGGCGGCGGCGGCGGAAGCGGAGAGGAGCAGCCGGAGGAUGAAGAAAAAGAAGAAGCAGGAGCCCCCGCCGCCCUUGCUGCCCUUCGGCGCUGGCGGCGGCCCCUCGGAGCCCGCCCGGCCCGGCCCGGCCCCCUCCUCCUCCUCCUGCGCCUCUUCCUCCUGCUCCUCGGGCUGCCCCGGGCCGGGGGUGGGCUGUGGGCGCCGCCGGCUGCCCUUCCCGUCCCUCCGCGACUACGGCUUCUGCAUGGCCGCCCUGCUGCUCUUCUGCCUGGGCUCGCUCUUCUACCAGCUCAACGGGGGCCCCCCUCACUUUCUGCUGGACUUGAGGCACUACCUGGGAAAUUCCACUUACUUGGAUGACCACGGGCCACCCCCUCGUAAGGUACUUCCAUUCCCUAGUCAAGUGGUGUACAACAGGGUUGGAAAAUGUGGGAGUCGGACUGUGGUUUUGCUGUUAAGAAUUCUGUCUGAGAGACAUGGAUUCAACUUGGUUACAUCUGACAUUCAUAAUAAAACAAGACUUACCAAGAAUGAACAGAUGGAAUUGAUUAAAAAUAUAAGUACUGCUGAACAGCCAUAUUUAUUCACUAGGCACGUACAUUUCCUCAAUUUCUCAAGGUUUGGAGGAGACCAACCAGUGUACAUCAAUAUUAUCAGAGAUCCCAUCAACCGGUUUUUAUCCAAUUAUUUUUUUCGCCGUUUUGGAGAUUGGAGAGGGGAGCAGAACCAUAUGAUUCGCACUCCAAGCAUGAGACAAGAGGAGAGAUAUUUAGAUAUUAAUGUAUGUAUUCUUGAGAACUAUCCUGAAUGUUCCAAUCCCAGAUUAUUUUAUAUUAUUCCAUAUUUCUGUGGACAGCAUCCAAGAUGCAGGGAACCUGGUGAAUGGGCCCUUGAGAGAGCAAAAGCGAAUGUGAAUGAAAAUUUCCUUCUUGUGGGGAUUCUGGAAGAAUUGGAGGAUGUGCUGCUUUUACUAGAAAGAUUUUUACCUCAUUAUUUCAAGGAUGUGCUCAGCAUCUACAAAAAUCCAGAACAUAGGAAACUCGGCAAUUUAACUGUGACAGUGAAAAAGACCGUCCCAUCUCCAGAAUCCAUACAGAUCCUGUACCAGCGCAUGAAAUACGAAUAUGAGUUUUACUACUACAUCAAAGAGCAGUUUCACUUGCUAAAGCGCAAAUUUGGACUCAGAUCAUCAAACAGUAACUCUUCUCCUAGACCAGAAUUUGUCAUUCCUUCUCCUCUGGAAACUGAAGAGCCAGUAACAGAAGAUGAGGAGCAAGAUGAUGAAAAGUGGUUGGAAGAUAUCUAUAAGAGGUGAUGCAAACAUCACUUUCUGUUUUAGCUUCCAGUUUGUUUUUAAAGAAAACUCUUAAGAAAAAUGGUUCAGGAAAUGAGUUAAUACACAGCAGCAUUUGAAAAGAAGUUUCUCCCAGAUUGAACUGAUAGAGUGAAACUGCUUUCCCAAAUGGUUAAUUUGUUUAAAAUUAGUUUUGUUUUCCUUGGCUCCAUAACAUCAUUAUAGUUAGGACAUACAUUUCAAUGUGCCAUCUUUUAUUUCACUGCAAUUAACAUUUUCACUGUAAAAUAUUGCUAUAUGUCUUACAUACCUGCAGAAUAAUAUAGAUCACAGCAUAAGUCCUUUGCCGUUUUCACAAUAUGUGUUUGCCUGCUUUGAUAUUUAUAUUGAAUAUCAUCAUAGCGUCCAAAAAUCCACAGCAGGAUAUUGGGAGAUUUGUUGCCAACACCUGAACAGGUAAUGUGGUUGUGAUAAAAUAAUAAAAGAAAAUUGCCACUACAGCUUGGAUUACGGAAAAAUCAUGCUACAUUUUUCGCAUAGAGGCUCCGAGUAAUAUGAGCAUGAUCACCAGUAUAAGAAGGAAUUAAAAGAAAUUAAGAUAAUGAUAUUUGACUUAUCUGCAUAUUUUCAAAGUGCAAAGACAUUUGAAAUUACAUGUUAGAAAGAGAAAAUGUUUGCAGAAUCUAGCUGAAAAUGUUCGUAUUAGAUUAUGAGAAAAGAAGAGGAUGUUAACAUUUUAUUUUACAAAAGUAAAACUCCUUUUUGGAAUAUUAUUUUGAGGCAGACAUCUUUAAAAAGAGGAGCAAGACAGUUCAGGUAUCUUAAAAGGUAAAAGUUGUUCUUUGAUUGAAUGUAUGAGCUGCUUAUAUGAUCAAUUGAGGGAUGAAGAUAAAAGCAUAUCAUGAGUAUAAUAAUAUUUUAUUUGUAUUCCGCCCUUCUCCCAGAGGGGACUCAGAGUGAAUUACAGUAUAUGUAAACAGAUAUAGGCAAACAUUCAAUGCUUUGUUACAAUACAAUGAGACACACAUACACAAAUAAAGGUACAGGCUUCUUUCAUUUCUGGCUCUUGGAGGCAAUCCUCAUCUCUGAUUCUGGGCAGGUACUCUUCUCCAUUUCCAAGCCGAGGAGCCUGCAUUGUCACCUCCUGGUCGUGUGACCGGCAUGUCUGCUUGGAGUAUCUUUAUUCCUUUCCCGCUGAAGUGGUACCUAUUUACUUACUCACAUUUGCAUGUUUUCGAACUGCUAGGUUGGCAGGAGCUAAGGCUAACAGUGGGAGCUCACUCCAUCCUGCAGAUUCGAACUGCCAACCUUCAGGUCAGCAGUUUAGCAGCACAAGGGUUUAACCCAUUAUGCCACCAUGCCCCCUUUGUUUCAAAUAUUCAGGACUAGUGAAAGUUUGACAUCACUUAACAAAAUGAGGGACAUGUUCUGUGAGUCACUGAUUACACGGCUUUUUAAAAGAGUUACUACAGGUGCCACAGUCUUUCUGUGCAUCUAACCAAGGUGCUGUAGGGAACAAGCAGCCACGAAUACCUUUGUCAUACUCAAAUUAUACAAUAAUACAAUCAACAUAUAUUGUGUGAUAGUGGUUUUAUAUUGCUACUCAUGGGAGAAAGGCUAGAAAUCGUUUGUUUUUACUUACUACUUUUAUCAACACAUCCUUGAGAAAUAAACUUUUCAAAGCCUGUGGGCAUCAGUUAUAUUAUAUAAAAUCAUUUAUCAGUUUCUGGGGUGGCUCUUUUGCUUAGGUCUUAGCCGUAGCAGUGGGUGGAUUCUCUUGUCACUUGCAUCCUAACCUUGUGGUUCCAAUGCACUACUUUGGAGGAACACUCUGGGAGCAGGAAAUACAGUCAGCAGUAUUUAACCAAGAUGCUGCAUUGUAUAUUUUAAAUGGUUUCUGUGAAAUUACAUGUAAAGAGUAAUGAUUAGUUUACACACUGUGGAAUUGUUUUAUUUUGGGAAUCAAAAAAUAUUCAUACUUUGGGUUUCUUUAUUUUUUAAAGGUCAACUUUUAUGUGUUUUUGCAGGAGUCCUGGGUCACUUAACAUGUUCACUUUCUCUCCAGUUUCACUGCUGCUUGAAUCUAUUUUUAUCAUCAUUCUAUUUAAUAUUAUUCUUUGCCAUGAAUAGUCUACAAUCUUAAAAACAACAGCUAUCAGGUGAUUUACUUGCUAGGUUUUAAUGCUGUAUAAUAUUUGUAUAAGCAUCUUGGGCUCUACUUCCAGAAAGGUACUUCAUAAAUUUAUUUGGCACAUACAAGUUUGAGAUUCCUAAUACAACGGUUCAUUUAUCUGUCAUGAGAUAGAUAUUAUAAUUUACUUUGAAGAAUUUAGAAGCACAUUUUGAGUUUGUUAAUCUUUUGACUUAUUUAUUGUUACUUUUCAGCACAUUCCAAAUUCUAAGUUGCUCAGGAAAGGCAUGCAUUUAAAUGAUUUUAUUUUGGUCUGAUGGUUAAUUUUUUAAAAGAAUGAAAAACGAAUGUUAUUAUAAAGCCUUCAGUCCAUGGCAACCCUCUAGGAAGCAUCGUAUUUGUCCGUAAAUCUCUGUGAAAGAAAAAAAGUGAGUUCUUGUCAUAUUGAAAAUAACAGCGAAUAUAUGUACAUUAGGUUAGUUGUAAAUGAAAGCAACUAUUGUUUGAAUUAAAUAUUCCUUAAGUUAUUCAUUUCCAUCUUAAAAUAUAAUACAUCCAGCUUUUUAUUCUUAGUCCAUUAAUAUUUCAAUUUAGAACUUGUGCUAUUCUUCACAGAACAAGUAAACAUUCAGCUCUUUCUCUCUCCUUCCCUCCCUCUUGGUUUUUAUUAUUCCUGGAUGUAAAAUCAAGGAGUUUUCCCUUUUGAGUCACCCUUAGAAAAGAAUGUUUUAUAAAGCAUAGCUUACUGGCUGAUGGCCAUUCAGAAAGCAGGCUAUUUUAAGACAACUAUGUUAUACCUUGAUUUAAUUUGAUCUACAAGACCCAAAAGAUAAGCUUUAGUGCUGUUGUAGGAUCAUUUUACUGCAUAGUGGCCAACAGCUUUAACCCUUAUAUUGCUUUUGACUAGUUAACAUAGAUAUGGAAGUGAUAAUAUUUGAUAACCAGUCUCAGUCCUCUUCUUAUCCAGGAUCCUCAGGCAUUUAUUUCUUUAAGAAAAAAUGUUUUAAAAGGUUCUUUGAAAACAAACACACUUUUAAAACUGUUAGUUCGUUUUUUUUAAAAAAAAUGCUAUGAAUACAAAUACUGGGUUAAUAAAUGGUACAUUUUAGUUCAGUUCAGUCUGAGGAUAUACAAUCACACUGCGGUUACCUAAAAUGCAUGUGCAUCAUUGUGAAAUCAUGAAUGUCUAUGUUUCUUUUAAAGAUACAAUUGGAAUGUUAUAAUUUCUACUAACAUUUUGAUAAUCAUCUGGUCUUUGUAUUCAGUUACAUUCAUUUGAUAAACAUCUUGGCAGGCUCCCACCACUUUUUAAAAAAAAAAACAACAACAAGUGGUUCCCUUUUUUCUAGGAGAAUCUACUUUGAAUUGGAGCAUCUAAUCUUGUCUGUUGUCUACCAAAAGUACAUUUGAAUACAAUUACGUUCCAAGAAAAUUAAUAAAGGCCUGUAAUUUGCAAAUAUUAA